CUUAAGACGAGAUAAAGUUAUCAGUUGAGACUACGGUAAAGAAGAAAUACCAUGUGUGUAUCUCGGCUGGUUUUGCUGCUGGGGCUGCUUCUAUGUGUUGGAGCUCAGCUGUCCAACGCUCAGCACUGGUCCCAUGGUUGGUAUCCUGGAGGCAAGAGGGAGCUGGACUCUUUUGGCACGUCAGAGAUUUCACAGGAGAUCAAGCUGUGUGAGGCAGGGGAAUGCAGCUACUUGAGACCUCAGAGGAGGAGUCUUCUGAGAAACAUUCUUUUGGAUGCCUUAGCCAGAGAGCUCCAGAAGAGAAAGUGACAGCUUUCCACCCUUCACUGCUUUUCUACUGAGUGACCUGACUCUCCUCUUCAGUGUCUUUGUCUUGACUUGUAACAGCUUUAUGUUGAUCCUAUGAUCUGGUCUAUUGGAUCAA
Molecule: messenger RNA, 424 nt
Organism: Thunnus maccoyii (southern bluefin tuna)
Lineage: Eukaryota; Metazoa; Chordata; Actinopteri; Scombriformes; Scombridae
Gene: gnrh2
Product: gonadotropin-releasing hormone 2
Exons: 4
Coding region: 52-309 (85 amino acids)
Biological process (GO): multicellular organism development
Cellular component (GO): extracellular region
Molecular function (GO): hormone activity
Source: RefSeq, a predicted model, not a curated record